Messenger RNA from Drosophila guanche, 1173 nucleotides. It is a transcript of the gene Oscillin, whose product is annotated as glucosamine-6-phosphate isomerase. Gene Ontology annotation, biological process: carbohydrate metabolic process; N-acetylglucosamine catabolic process; N-acetylneuraminate catabolic process. Gene Ontology annotation, cellular component: cytoplasm. The transcript is spliced from 6 exons. Gene Ontology annotation, molecular function: identical protein binding; glucosamine-6-phosphate deaminase activity. The coding region runs from base 182 to 1006 and encodes 274 amino acids. The record is from RefSeq and is a predicted model, not a curated record. NCBI's taxonomy places the organism in Eukaryota, Metazoa, Arthropoda, Insecta, Diptera, Drosophilidae.
AAUUGGCAGCCAAAUUGAAACAGCAGGCAACAGUCUCGUUUGGACUCGCUCGCCCCAAGUACGACGACGCGCCUGACAUCGUCAAGUGCCCGCAGAAAUAUUGUAUAUAUAUAUAGCUACGCCUCUAUUUGAGUAAUAAAUAAGCAGCUGUUUGCAUUAACGAGCGUUUUGGAGCUAAAAAAUGAGAUUGGUUAUAUUGGAAACGAGCCAAUCGGUUGGCAAGUGGGCAGCCAAGUAUGUGAUGAAGCGCAUCAAUGACUUCCAGCCGGGUCCCAACAGAUACUUUGUGCUUGGUCUGCCCACUGGAUCCACUCCGCUGGGCAUGUACAAGGAGCUCAUCGAGUUCCACAAGCAGGGAAAGGUCUCCUUUAAGUAUGUGAAGACCUUCAAUAUGGACGAGUAUGUGGGUCUACCCAGAGAUCACCAGGAGAGCUAUCACUUCUUUAUGUGGCACAACUUCUUCAAGCACAUCGACAUCGAGCCACAAAAUGUUCACAUAUUGAAUGGUAAUGCCCCAGAUCUGGUGGCCGAGUGCGACAAGUUCGAGGAGCAGAUCAGGGAAGCCGGCGGCGUGGAGCUGUUUAUUGGCGGCAUUGGUCCCGAUGGUCAUAUCGCCUUCAAUGAGCCCGGAUCGUCGCUGGUCUCCCGGACGCGUGUGAAGACCUUGGCGCAGGAUACGCUGGAGGCGAAUGCCCGCUUCUUCGACAAUGACAUGAGCAAGGUACCCAAGCAGGCACUCACCGUUGGCGUUGGCACUGUGAUGGACUCCAAGGAGGUGAUGAUUCUCAUAACGGGCGCCCACAAGGCCUUUGCUCUUUACAAGGCCAUCGAGGAGGGCGUCAACCAUAUGUGGACGGUCAGCGCCUUCCAGCAGCAUGCCAACACUCUGAUGAUCUGCGACGAGGAUGCCACGCUGGAGCUGCGUGUUAAGACUGUCAAGUACUUCAAGGGCAUUCUGCGCGAUAUAGACGAAGGCGCCGCUCUGCAGGAUGCUUACAAAAAUUGAGAUAUGAAGCCUAAUGGACGUGCAUUCCAAGUUAAUAGAGCAACAGAUGACGACGUAACAAAUCCUUUCAAGAAAGAACCUUAUGUGGAUAGCAUCUCCAACAGAGAUCACAUUUUUUUUAUCAACCCGCUUAGAAAUUUAGUAUUAAAGUCAAAUUUUUAAAACAA